This is a messenger RNA of Chanos chanos (milkfish), 2046 nucleotides long. RefSeq names its product glutamate-ammonia ligase (glutamine synthase) a (gene glula). Gene Ontology annotation, cellular component: cytoplasm. The coding region runs from base 133 to 1248 and encodes 371 amino acids. Gene Ontology annotation, molecular function: glutamine synthetase activity. The record is from RefSeq and is a predicted model, not a curated record. NCBI's taxonomy places the organism in Eukaryota, Metazoa, Chordata, Actinopteri, Gonorynchiformes, Chanidae. The transcript has 7 exons.
GACACCCGAAAAGCUUGGUCAGAGAAUGAGAGAACAUCAUUUGGGAAAAGUACCGACAACCAACUGGACCUGCCAGUCCUAUAGCAAUUAUUUUAAUUUUCAUUUAUCUUCAGGUGUUUUAUAGUAAUUAAAAUGGCAACGUCUGCCAGCGCUCAGUUGAGUAAAGUUGUGAAACGGCAGUACAUGGAGCUCCCUCAGGGAGACAAAGUACAAGCCAUGUAUAUCUGGAUAGACGGAACUGGAGAAGGAUUGCGAUGCAAGACGAGAACACUGGAUUCAGAACCCAAAAGCAUUGAAGAUCUCCCUGAAUGGAACUUUGAUGGUUCAAGCACCUAUCAGUCUGAAGGCUCCAACAGCGACAUGUAUCUCAUUCCUUCUGCAAUGUUCAGAGAUCCUUUUCGCAAAGAUCCCAACAAGCUGGUCCUGUGCGAAGUGCUGAAAUACAACCGCAAAUCUGCCGAGACCAAUCAUCGCCAGACGUGUAAAAAGAUAAUGGAGAUGGUGCAACAUCAGAGCCCCUGGUUUGGUAUGGAGCAGGAGUACACAAUCCUGGGCACAGAUGGACAUCCUUUCGGCUGGCCAUCCAAUGGUUUCCCCGGCCCUCAAGGUCCUUAUUACUGUGGCGUUGGAGCUGAUAAGGCCUAUGGCAGAGACAUUGUGGAGGCCCAUUACAGAGCCUGCCUCUAUGCUGGGGUUAAGAUCUGUGGUACCAAUGCUGAAGUUAUGCCAGCACAGUGGGAGUUUCAAGUUGGGCCCUGCGAAGGAAUUGAAAUGGGAGAUCACUUAUGGGCAGCUCGUUUCAUCCUGCACCGAGUGUGUGAGGACUUUGGUGUGGUAGCCUCAUUUGACCCCAAGCCCAUCCCAGGCAACUGGAAUGGUGCAGGCUGCCACACAAACUUUAGCACUAAGGAAAUGCGGGAAGAGGGUGGAUUGAAAUACAUUGAGGAGUCCAUUGAGAAGCUGGCAAAGAGGCACAAUUACCACAUCCGCGCCUAUGACCCUAAAGGGGGGCUUGACAAUGCCAGACGUCUGACCGGCCACCAUGAAACUUCCAACAUCCACGAAUUCUCUGCCGGUGUGGCCAACCGUGGCGCAAGUAUCCGCAUUCCACGGUCCGUGGGGCAGGAAAAGAAGGGUUACUUUGAGGACCGCCGCCCGUCUGCCAACUGUGACCCCUAUGCCGUGACAGAGGCGCUGAUUCGCACCUGUCUGCUCAGUGAAGAGGGAGAUGAACCUGUGGACCACUAGAUCUCAACCUCUCUGGACUGAUUUUUCCCAUUCUCAAAUCCAUUCCCUACCCCACGCACACAUACCCUUUAUCUUACCUUUUUUAAAUGGCCAAGAGGCCAAAUUAGUACUGUAUUUGUCGUUUCCCAUCAGAAAUGGUUCUAACCUUGCAUUUUAAUGGCAUCAAGUUGACUGGUCAACUUAACACUGAAAUUAAAUUUGUUUUUAAACCCUACAAGAUUUUACUGGGGAUGUGGUGUUGCAGGUAAUGUCUGUCCCUCUCCCCUGUCUUGUUUUUUCUGUUUUUUCCGGGGGAGUGAAUAUGUAAUGAUAGUGUUCAACUCCUCAUAUGAUCUCACUGCCCUGCUUGUCUGUUGGAGGUUUAAAAUGGACUAAAAAUAUGAGACAAGUGGACAUGAAGGACUUAGAGCUGCUAAGGCUGGGCAUCACCUGUAAUUUUUAAGCCAAUAGCUAGUCUCUGUACUUAUGUAUGUUGACUUGCCUCGUCGAGUAUGUAAUGUUUAUUUGUUACUAACUAAAUAGAAGUGUAUUAAAUGACAACUUUUUUUGUUUCAUUUGGAUUUUCAACACUGGUUCAUGUUGUAUGGUACUUUCUUCGCAGUGAGGGUUCAAUAACUGGUCUGUUUUAUACAUGUGAGUCUGUUUGCCAUUUGUAGAGUUCCUGACUCAUUAAGGAUUUGAUCCUUUUUGUCUACCACUUAAAUGUUAUGGCACCCAUUUUGGUAAAAAAAGAAAAAACUGAAGUUGCUGAACCUGGUGUUUUUUAUUGAGACAUUUAAACGUUUAUUUUUACCACAA